Sphaerodactylus townsendi is the source of this 1347-nucleotide messenger RNA. RefSeq names its product dual specificity phosphatase 26 (gene DUSP26). Gene Ontology annotation, biological process: negative regulation of MAPK cascade; protein dephosphorylation. Lineage: Eukaryota; Metazoa; Chordata; Lepidosauria; Squamata; Sphaerodactylidae. The record is from RefSeq and is a predicted model, not a curated record. Gene Ontology annotation, molecular function: MAP kinase phosphatase activity; protein tyrosine/serine/threonine phosphatase activity. Gene Ontology annotation, cellular component: cytoplasm. Bases 20 to 796 code for a protein of 258 amino acids. The transcript has 4 exons.
AUGCCAAGGCUUAAAAUAGAUGUUGAGAGAACAGCCCGUGUUUUUCCCCCCUCCUUCAGCAGCAACAGCGUCAGCAGCAACAGCAGCUGGGAGACAGAGAGAAAGAGGGAGAGGGAGAGAUGGCCGCCUAGAUCUUACUACCAGUCUCCCUUCCUUUCAGCUGAGAAAUCACAGCUUUGACAAAGAACCGACCGUGGGUCGAAGUAGCAGCAGAAACACCGCCCCAGCCCAGCCCCAACAAGAGCACCGGGAUGCGCCAGGGGGCUUGGCAUCAUCAAUGGCCUUCGCGUCCCGGUUUUCCAGGAGUGGAUCCAGGACUCCCAGCUGGAGGACUCAUGACGACACAGUCAGCCACCCCACCCUCAGCGUCUUUGAGCUGGAGAGGUUGCUGUACACAGGAAAGACCGCCUGCAACCAUGCCGAUGAAGUUUGGCCAGGACUAUACCUGGGAGAUCAAGAUAUAGCAGCCAACCGUCGUGAGCUGACACGCCUAGGCAUCAACCAUAUCCUCAAUGCUUCACACAGCAAGUGGCGGGGAGGCCCUGACUACUAUGAGGGCAUGGGCAUCUGCUAUCUGGGCAUCGAGGCACACGACUCGCCCACCUUUGACAUGAGCCCCUACUUUCAAUCUGCAGCUGAUUUCAUCCGCCAGGCUCUGAGCAAGAGUGGAGGAAAGAUCCUUGUUCACUGUGCCGUCGGGGUGAGCAGGUCAGCCACCCUGGUCCUCGCCUACCUCAUGAUUUGCCACCACAUGACCCUGGUGGAGGCCAUAAAGACCGUCAAGGACCACCGGUGAGGCACGCAUCCCCAAAUAGCUCUCUCUCUCUCUCUCUCUUUUGCUUUGUUGGCUGUGAUGGACAACUCCCUCAGGUCAAAGUGAAGACCGUGAGUGGGUGGGUCAUGGGGAAACCAUGUGUGAUCCAAAUCUGUCGGUGGGUGUGAGGCAUUUCUUACUGGGCCAGAUUUCAGGUCCUGGUAUCCCUGAGAUUUCAUGGAUCCUGCCCUACAGAAGCCCAAUUGUAAAGCUUCCCUGGCCUAUAAGGCCACCUGCCUUUAAUGUACCCAAUCUUAGCUUCAGGUGUCACUAAGAGGUGCUAGCCAGCUCAGGUUUCUGAAGGUCUUUCUUCUUCCCCCUUUGCUGGCUUUGAGAAUCCAUGGAACGAGAUUCUCCUAGGUGAUGUCUCAACCUGAGACUGGGGCAGAUUUAAGCUGCCUAAAUUUUUUAGGAGCUCUAUGUGACAUGGCCUGUUGCUUCCUCCUGAUUGCUUGUAACCUUUGUCAAAGAGUUUGGGUACCUUCCCCUCCCAAUGUAUUUUAUCUAUCAGAAUAAAAUCUUGCUGAGAUAAA